Molecule: messenger RNA, 4779 nt
Organism: Leptosia nina
Lineage: Eukaryota; Metazoa; Arthropoda; Insecta; Lepidoptera; Pieridae
Source: the annotation of a GenBank genome assembly
AUGGUUAAUAUGUUUAUGAAUAUAACUCUGAAAUGGGAGGACAUGUGUGGCCCUUCGGGGCUUCUCGUUUGGAACGACGACAUCAAAGAUUUUGGCCUAUGUUUUCAAGAACUAUUUCUACAGAUCCCUGUUUACUUUUUGCUGGCCAUUAUAUCAGCAUAUUAUGUAGGAUACAGAAGAGAUUGGGUGAUAAGAGAAAAACCUCAAGAGCGAGUAAUAAUGCUCCGUAGUUUUAUCAUUCUAGCGUUAGCCAUAACUCCCAUAAUACAACUCUAUGUUUACCUUACAACUCCAAAUGUGGAAUUGUACCCGAUAGAUUACUUUACUGCAGGUGCAUCCUGUUUAGCAUGGCUGGUACAUUUUGGUUUUGCAUUGGCUUUAAAACAUCGCUUAGGACACAGUUCCAGAGGACCAUUAAGUAUUUUAUUACUUUGGAGUGGAAUAGUUAUUUUAAAUAUGAUAGAGUUAAGAAGUACUCUUUUAAAUGGCGAUCCACCAGCCUACAGCAUUGCAACUCUUUGCUGUCAUGUCCUCUAUUUCCUGACCCUCCUACCUGCCAGUGAUUCCAGACCAACAUUUUAUUCACCAUGGCUUGUUGGUUCCCAAAGAUCUCAAAGUGAAUACACACCUUUAUUGCCACAUAUUGAUGAAGGUAUUUUAGGAACGGCCAUGCAAGGGGCUCAUUGGCUCUCCAAACUAACAUUUUCAUGGGUAGAUCCCCUAUUUAAAAAAGGUUUGGACAACAAGUUGAAUGAUCUUGAAGAACUUUAUGAUAUACCUGCCACAUAUAAAUGCUCAUAUGUAGGGGCAAGAAUUGACAGGGCUCUCAUUGGUAACGUUGAUAAUCACCAACAAUUUGUAGAGGUACCACAUGAACCAUUUAUAGGAUCUGGAGGCUAUGGCACAAUUGGUGAAACUCAGCCUCAAGCCUCCACACCUGUUACACCAGUAUCCAGAAUAUUACUUCGCCCCCUUCGACGACAAAACAUCUCUUUAAUAAGAGCUCUGCACAAAUGUUUUGCUCUCCAGUUUUAUGGAAUUGGUGUUUUUAAACUGUGUUUUGACAUGGCUGGAUUUGCGGGGCCCAUUCUGCUUAACAAAUUGGUUAAAUUUGUUGAAGAUGAAAGUAUUGACCAACAUUAUGGGUAUAUUUAUGCCUCAUCUUUAAUGGCUUCUGCUCUCAUUGCUGCAUUUUGCAACUGCCAUUUUAAUUGGCUAAUGUCCAUAAUUGGGAUAAAAAUGCGCGGAGCUAUAGUGUCGACAAUACUAAGAAAAACUCUAAGUGUGACACAGACUGAACUAACAGAUGCAUUUUCUUUCGGAGAAAUUACAAAUUUCAUGUCCACUGACACUGAUCGGAUUGUUAAUUCGUGUCCAAGUUUUCACGCCUUAUGGAGUAUACCUUUACAAUUAGUCAUAACACUAUUCCUUCUCUAUGAUCAAGUUGGUGUGUCGUUUCUGGCUGGAGUUGGAUUUUCCGUUAUUUUAAUACCUGUAAACAAAAUUAUUGCCAAUAAGAUUGGAAAAUUAAGUACAGAGAUGAUGAAGUACAAAGAUGAGCGUGUGAAUUUAAUAUGUGACCUUAUAAGAGGAGUGAGAACAGUCAAGGCACAUGUUUGGGAAGACUAUUUUAUUAAUAGAGUGUCAGGGGCUCGAAGUCAGGAACUGCGCUAUCUUCGCGGACGGAAAUACUUGGACGCAAUAUGCGUGGUGUUAUGGGCCACCACUCCAGUGCUGGUCGCCGCUCUUACGUUGGGUACACACGCCCUGCGAGGUCAACCACUUGAUGCGCCUACCGUAUUCACGACAGUAGCGCUAAUCAACAUGCUUAUAGCGCCUUUGAACGCGUUUCCAUGGGUGCUUAAUGGACUUACGGAAGCCUGGGUAUCUAUAAAACGCAUUCAAAAACUCUUAGAUCUCUGUGACAUGGAUCCAGAACGAUUCUACGAGAAAUUAAACAAAAAUCGUGACGAAGACAAGGUUAUUAUUUUGAAUAAGGCAACCUUUGUUUGGACCAAAGCUUCUGUGAAAAGGGUGAAGCCGAAGAAAAACAAAGGAAAAUCUAAGAAGAGGCUUUCAAAGCGAAACGUUCAAGAGAUCGAGUCGUCCUCCGAAUUCAUAACAGAGGAAACUGGAUCGUUUUUAAUUGAAGAUAUUUCUUUGGAAGUCGGUCGUGAUGAAUUUAUUGGUAUAGCUGGGCCCGUGGGCAGUGGAAAGACCUCUCUACUACUCGCCAUUAUGGGUGAAAUGAAAAAAUCGCAGGGAAAAAUACAUAUACCAGAGAAUCUUAAUAGUUUCGGUUACGCGUCGCAACAGGCGUGGUUGAUUCGCGGCACGAUCCGCGACAAUAUCCUCUUCGGGAAGCCCUACGACGAGACCAAGUUCCGAGCCAUAGUGGACGCGUGUGCCCUCACAGAAGAUCUAAAUCAAUUGGGCUGGAAUGCAUAUGCUGGAGAAGGAGGCUGUACUUUAAGUGGUGGACAGCGUGCCCGUAUUGCGUUAGCGCGUGCCGUUUAUCAGGACAAGCAAGUUUACUUACUGGACGAUGUGCUAUCCGGUUUGGAUGCAACCGUGGCUCAACACAUAAUGCAGAAAUGUAUAUUGGGCUAUUUGAAACACACGGCCCGUAUACUUGUGACACACUCGUCUCGCCAUCUCGCUCGCACAAGCCGCGUGGUCCUUAUGCGAGAUGGACGCAUACAUGCAAUAGGUUCACCAGAGGCGGUCUUAAACGAGGUAGAAGAAUUUCUGCCCUGUGAAACCGAGUCUAUUGGAGAAGAAACUACCCUUCCUGACCCAGACUAUGCUAUAGCUACAGAUAUGGAAGAUACCGUGAGCAGAAAUAGCAUUGACAAUGAUGAAGCCAUGUCAGUUGGCACAGUCGGCUGGUGGGUGAUCUGGAUGUAUUUACGCUCAGUUGGAUCAUUUCUGACCUUAUGCAUCAUAAUAUCCCUCAUAUUGAUGCAACUGUCCCAAAACUUCACCUUCCUCUGGCUCACCUUCUGGAUAAAGAGCCGAUCCGGCAAUUACACGACCCUCGAAAUAGCUGAUGUCCACGAAAAGACAACGGCUGUAGACCAUGGCUUCAACGCGGCUGAUCAAUUCGUGCAUACAAUACUGAAUUUGUCGUUGUCGGUUAUACAUAACCUCGAUGGCCAUAGUGCUACUACUAAGCGAACUACCACGAUAGCAAAUGAGUCACCGAAUCUACGACUACCCUCAAUGUACUCUGAUAAUUAUUAUCUAAUUAUGUACUUUGCUCUAGCUGGGAUCAAUCUACUGUUUACGAUAAUGCGUGCGUUCCUCUUCGCAUAUGGAGGUGUUAAGGCUGCCGCAAAAAUUCACAGGGCGUUGUUGAAAGUCAUUGUGAAGGCAAAUGUCAAGUUCUUUGACGUCACACCAACAGGGCGAAUAAUAAAUCGGUUUUCUUCAGACACGUACACCGUUGACGAUUCUCUACCGUUUAUUUUGAAUAUACUGCUAGCACAACUUUUUGGACUAUUUGGUGCGAUAGCGGUAACCAUAUAUGGCCUCCCGUGGUUGUUCAUUGGUAUAUUUCCAAUGACUUUAAUAUACUAUAUGUUACAAAGGCGAUACCGAGUAACGUCUCGACAGUUAAAGCGCUUGCAAAGUGUUGCCCUGUCACCUGUUUACGUCCACUUCAACGACACAUUGGAAGGUCAAAGGAGCGUCCGUGGUUUGGGCGCGGUUAACGCGUGGUGCGCCCGUGGAGAAGAGCUGGUGGAGCGUUGGCAACGUGCAGCCCUUUGCGGCUCGGCGGCAGCACAAUGGCUGGGGCUCAGACUCCAAGCUGCCGCCGCCGCUGCACUCGCCGCUGCCGCCGCACUUGCCGUCUUACAGCGAGCAACGCAUGCGGCCAAUCCGGGUUUGGUGGGACUUGCGAUCUCGUACGCGUUGUCUAUGACGUCAAUGCUGGGUUCCGUCUUGAACUCUUUCACUGAGACGGAAAGAGAAAUGAUUGCGGUAGAGCGAGUGGGUGAAUAUAUACAACAGGUGGAGUUAGAAGAAAUCGACGGUGAUCCGCCGCCGUACGGCUGGCCAUCACACGGUGUCAUCAGUUUUGAGGAUGUUUUUCUCAACUAUAGUGAAAGAAGUAAUGUCGGUGCAUUACGUGGCGUCACUUUCGCCAGCCAUCCGGGCGAGAGGCUUGCGGUAGUAGGCCGGACGGGUGCAGGCAAGAGUUCCCUUUUGCGAGCUAUUCUGCGGUUAGCACCAUGCGCCGGUGGUCGGGUUUUAAUAGAUGGUAUAGAUGUUGCUUUGCUUCAUUUACACGCACUUCGAUCACGAAUCGGCAUAAUACCGCAAGAGCCUUUUAUAUUUUCGGGCAGUAUAAGGGAGAACCUGGAUCCGCUAGAGCAAUAUCUCGAUGAAGAGAUCUGGCAGGCGUUAGAUUCUUGUGGUAUCAGAGAAUUGGUGCAAAGUCGAGGUGGCUUCAAAGCCUCAGCCGACAACCUAUCGAAAGGACACAAGCAGUUGUUGUGUUUGGCACGAGCCGUGAUGCAACGGGCUAAGAUAUUACUUGUUGACGAAGCGACCGCUAACUUAGACCAAGAAUCCGAACGGACGAUAUUAGACACGAUUAGAUGUUCGUUCGUGGGAAGCACAGUUGUGUUUGUGGCGCAUCGAUUAACGGGCGUUCUAGAAUGUUCGCGGGUGCUCGUGCUCUCCGCUGGUCAAGUUGUUGAACUAAGGGAUCCUGAUGAGGCUCUCUCGGACCCCACAUCCUAUCUAUAUAAACUCGUACACCCAGAACAAUAG